AUGCAAUUGAAGAACAUUGCCCUCAUCGCCGUUGCCGCCACCGCUGUCUCUGCCGCCCCCAUCGCCCGUGAAGGUGAAGGUGCCGUUACUGCCACUAAAGGCGGUGGUGCCGUUGGUGCCGUCGGUAACUUCGCCAAGUCGUUCCUCUCUAAGGACACUCCCAUUAAGGGUAACGGGCAAUGGAUCGAAAAGCUCGCCCAGGGUGCCUCCAACCAGUUGGUGAACUUUUUGAACUCUACCCUCGGCUGGAUCCCCUUCUAA
Messenger RNA from Diutina rugosa, 261 nucleotides. RefSeq lists its product as uncharacterized. The record is from RefSeq and is a predicted model, not a curated record. The transcript has a single exon. Lineage: Eukaryota; Fungi; Ascomycota; Pichiomycetes; Serinales; Debaryomycetaceae. Bases 1 to 261 code for a protein of 86 amino acids.